GGUAGCACAGCACCGAGCGGCGCACGCACCCAGUCAGUCGGUGAGCCGGCCAGCCUGGAACUAAACUAGGAGAGUGGAGCAGAGCAGUAGAGCAGGCGAGAGGGAGAGAAAGAGAGACGGAACACACUUCAGCCUCAGCCCUGAGAGUUAGAGCUGCCCGGCAGCCGCGGAAACUGCAGAGAGCCCUCCCGCCCAGCCAAGCCGAGGGCCGGCCAGCCGGCCACCUUACCCAGACCGCGUCCCGAAUCCUCACAGGCGGAGCACGGUCCCCUCCUGCGACACGCUGGAAGCAUGCUGCUGCUGGACGAGUCCGAGUCUUUCGCAGACCAGCCUCAGGGCACCCCUUUUAGCACGGAGAAUGAAGCCCAGGGAGGGGACUCCUCGGGGUGGCAGUGCACCCCUCCAUCUACCUCACCGUCGGGAGAGCCCCCAUCGCGCCCCUCGUCGCAGCCCUCGUCGCGCCCCUCCUCUCGGCCUGACAGCCGCAGCCCGGUGCCUUCCGGCGGCACCAAGAAGAGGGUGUCCAAGCCCGCACACAUGAGGAGGAACAUCCGGAAGCUCCUCAGAGAGCACCAACUGGAAGCAGUAACCAAAGCUGCCCAGCAGGAGGAGCUAGAGAGAAGGAAACGAUUGGAGCAGCAGAGGAAGGACUUCCCAGUGCCUCACAUCCCUGAAUUCCCCCCAGUGGUUUUGCCCUCUGGGGAGGUCUCCCAGAGCUCGUCAGCUCAUGUGACCAAGCAGGAAGUGAUCUGUCUGGACACCAGUAACAGCAGCGCCAGUGCCAGCGAGGACGACACCAAGGGACCGACACAAAAUGCCAUCAAGGAUGAUGUCAUUGAGCUCAGCUCUGGCGAGGAUGAUACCCUCCAGACCAGCCAGUCAAUCAAUGACGAGGACGACCGGUCGACCACGCCCGGCACAGAGGAGAGCAGCGGCGCCCACGUCAACGACACCCUCAACCAGCCCGACGCCCAGGGUCGCGUCCUCGUCAACAUCAACCACCCCGCCAACGAGCGGGACCUCUUCCUCGCCCCCCAGCUGGCACGAGCAGUCAAGCCCCACCAGAUCGGAGGGAUCCGGUUCCUCUACGACAACCUGGUGGAGUCUCUGGAGCGCUACAGGAACAGCAGCGGAUUCGGCUGCAUCCUGGCCCACAGCAUGGGCCUGGGCAAGACCCUGCAGGUCAUCUCCUUCAUCGACAUCCUGCUGCGCCACACCGGAGCCCACACUGUGCUGGCCAUCGUCCCUGUGAACACACUACAGAACUGGCUGGCAGAGUUCAACCUAUGGCUGCCCGCCCCGGAGGCACUGCCCCCAGACGGCGACCCCAACCAUGUCUUACCCCGAUCCUUCAAAGUCCACAUCCUGAACGACGAGCACAAAACGACAGCCGCUCGGGCCAAGGUGGUGAGCGACUGGUCGACCGAGGGCGGCGUGCUGCUCAUGGGGUACGAGAUGUACCGGCUGCUGUCACUGAAGAAGAGCUUUGUCGCGGGCAGAAAGAAGAAGUCCAAGAAACCCACGGGCCCCGUCAUUAUCGACCUGGAUGAAGAGGACCGGCAGCAGGAGCUGCUGAAAGGGAUCGAGAAGGCUCUGGCUCGGCCGGGGCCGGACGUGGUGAUCUGCGACGAGGGCCACCGCAUCAAGAACUGCCACGCCAGCACGUCGCAGGCGCUGAAGAACAUCCGCUCGCGGCGGCGCGUGGUGCUCACCGGCUACCCGCUGCAGAACAACCUGAUCGAGUACUGGUGCAUGGUGGACUUCGUGCGGCCCGACUUCCUGGGCACGAGGCAGGAGUUCAGCAACAUGUUCGAGAGGCCCAUCCUCAACGGGCAGUGUAUCGACAGCACGCCGCAGGACGUCCGCCUCAUGAGAUACCGCAGCCACGUCCUGCACAGCCUGCUUGAGGGCUUCGUUCAGAGACGAGGCCAUGAUGUGCUGAGGUCCCACCUGCCCUCCAAGGAGGAGCAUGUCAUCCUGGUGCGUCUGUCGCCCAUCCAGCGGGCGCUCUACACUGAGUUCAUGACCCGCUUCCGAGAGGCAGGCAACAGCGGCUGGCUGGGCCUCAACCCACUGAAGGCCUUCUGCGUCUGCUGCAAGAUCUGGAACCACCCGGAUGUCCUGUACGAAGCACUACAGAAGGAGAACCUGGCCAAUGAGCAAGACCUGGACCUGGAUGACCUCACCACCACGGGCAACAACCGCUGCUCAGCGCCCAGCCUGAAGGGCAAGCCCCCAGAUUCCACCAACAGCAAAAUAAACAUGGCAGGCCUGAACCUGGGCGCGCUGCAGGAGAGGGCCAACCAAGUCAUCACCUACGAAUGGGCCAAGGAUAUCAUGACUAACUACCAGACGGGCAUUCUAGAGAACUCGGCCAAGAUGGUUCUGCUGUUCCACCUAAUCGACGAGAGCGUUAGAAAGGGAGACAAGAUACUGGUGUUCAGUCAGAGCUUGUCCACACUGUCCGUCAUAGAGGAGUUCUUGGUCAAGAGGCCCAUGCCAUUUGUCAGAGUUGGUGCUGAAGGCCAGAGCCAGAACUGGGUGCGCAACGUCAACUACUACAGGUUGGAUGGGAGCACGUCAGCCUCAGAGAGAGAACGACUCAUCAAUCAGUUCAACGACCCUGGGAACGACAACGCGUGGGUCUUCCUGCUGUCUACCAGGGCGGGCUGCCUCGGGGUGAACCUGAUCGGGGCCAACCGCGUGGUGGUGUUCGAUGCCUCCUGGAACCCCUGCCAUGACGCGCAGGCCGUUUGCAGGGUGUACCGCUACGGACAGAGGAAGGCCUGCCACAUCUACCGGCUGGUGUGCGACUUCACCCUGGAGAAGAAGAUCUACGACCGGCAGAUCUCCAAGCAGGGAAUGUCAGACCGUGUGGUGGACGACCUGAAUCCUGUACUGAACUUCACCCGGCGGGAGGUGGAGUCUCUACUGCACUUUGUGGAGGAAGAGCCCGACCCCGCCCGGGUGCAGCUGAGCCCCCACAACGAAAUGGAGGACGUCAUCCGCCAGGCCUGUACCCUCUACCCCAACCUCAUCACCAAGCAACCUUUCCACCACGAGUCACUCCUAAUGGACCGCAAGGAGAUGAAGCUCACUAAAGCCGAGAAGAAGGCCGCCAAAAAGAGCUACGAGGACGAGAAGCGUGCGUCUGUGCCCUACACUCGCCCGUCAUAUGCCCACUACUACCCAGCCAGUGACCAGAGCCUCACCAACAUCCCAGCCUUCAGCCAGCGCAACUGGCGCCCCCCUCCUCGGCCAGAUGAGAAGCCAGUGGCCAGUGUCCGCCCGGUCCAGUCCACCCCCAUUCCCAUGAUGCCGCGGCAGGUGCCCCUGGGCCCUGGUGGCUCAUUGGCUGGCUCGAGUGCAGGUGUCAAUUUUCCUGUCAACUACUUGCAGAAGGCAGGGGUCUUCGUGCAGAAGAUCGUCACGACCACAGAUAUUGUGAUUCCUGGAACAAACAGCACAGCAGACGUCCAGGCCCGCAUCAGUGCUGGAGAGAGCAUUCAUGUGAUCAGGGGAACCAAGGGGACUUACAUCAGAACAAGCGAUGGGCGGAUCUUUGCCAUCCGAGCAGCAGGAAAGGCGAGACCAGGGGAAGAGGGUUCGGCCACACCCAGAGAUUCCCAGAGGUCAUCCGAGGAGACCCCCAGGAACGGCAGCAACGGCUGCCCGUCUCCGGACCGCAAGCGCCUUAGCCCAGACAGCCUCGCUCGCCCGCUCUCCCCAGACGGCCCCGAGAUCCUGAGCGAGCUUCGCAGGUACACAGCGGGGGCCCCGGGGGACGCGGCGGGGAGCAAGCCCUCCGAGCCGACGGCAGGGGGACAGGAAAGGGUGCAGGACGGCAGCAGCAGUGGCAGCAGCACAAAAGCCGAGGGGGGCGCGCAGCCCAGCACCGAGGCCCUGGACUUGCGUGGAACCAAGCGCAAGUCUUCCACGCCCUCGUCCGAGGAACGCACCCCCAAGCAGCCCAGCGGCAAACGGACCUCCAUGCCCCUCCCGCUGCAGGGCCUCCCGCUCGCCGGCGGCUAUGGCCUGCCCCCUGUGGGCCUCAGCCCCGCCCUGCUCGGCCCCAUGGGCCACCCCAUGUUCAUGGGCGCCAGCUCUCCGUACUUCCAGGCGCACGGCCAGCUGGGCGACCCCCGGCUGAUGUUCCCCAUGACCCCCGACCCGUUCAGCCUCGGGGGCAGCAGCCUGCCCAGCUCGUCGUCCUCCGCCGCCUCGUCCUCCACCACCUCCCUGUCGUCGUCCUCGUCGCCCUCAGCUGCCGGCUCGGCCUCCAGCUCCCUGCCCCCGUUCAUGCUUAGCCCUGGCAUGGCCAGCAUGCUCCCGCCCGGCUUCCCGCUAUCUUACGGCCAGUCGCUGAUGCCUGAGCCCAGAAUGUACCCCUCCUCACUACUCCCCGGGGGACUCCCCGCCACCCCGGGCCCGGCCGGAUCAAGCUUCCUCUCCCACUUCUCCUCCCCCAGUCUCCUGGGAGCGGCGCUGAGGCGGACGGACGCCCACGUCGUCUCGGAGAACGGGGGCAGCAGCUCAGAUGACGAUGUCAUCGAGGUGACCGGACAGUGAACUGUCUGUGGGAGUAGUAAAAAGCCUGGAGGAUCGGGGGUGGGGGCAGAGUCAGGAUGGGUAAGUAGGGAAGGAGAGAGAGAUAGAGAGAGGGAAAGAGAGAGAAAGAGAGUGUGUCCUCCACAUGCGCAAGCUCCUCCCAUCUCCCUACCUCUGCCCCCUCACACUCUCCCGGGAGAGACUGAGUGGGGACCCGAUACAGAGACUGGACUGAGAAACAAAUCCUUAUGCUGAAUAUGUUAUUUAAGACGAUGGUAACUGAAAAAGAAACUGAGCACGAGAGAGAAUGGAUGAAAAAAAUGGACUUGUGGAACGUGGGGCUUCCAGUCACUGCCCUAUACUGGCCCAUCACUGACUGUACUGCCAGGUGGGCUUAGACCUGCA
This is a messenger RNA of Megalops cyprinoides (Indo-Pacific tarpon), 4953 nucleotides long. RefSeq names its product helicase ARIP4-like. NCBI's taxonomy places the organism in Eukaryota, Metazoa, Chordata, Actinopteri, Elopiformes, Megalopidae. Gene Ontology annotation, cellular component: nucleus. The record is from RefSeq and is a predicted model, not a curated record. Gene Ontology annotation, molecular function: ATP binding; ATP-dependent chromatin remodeler activity; ATP hydrolysis activity. The coding region runs from base 292 to 4569 and encodes 1425 amino acids. The transcript is spliced from 21 exons.